Molecule: messenger RNA, 287 nt
Organism: Staurois parvus
Lineage: Eukaryota; Metazoa; Chordata; Amphibia; Anura; Ranidae
Source: the annotation of a GenBank genome assembly
UCCGGGGAGACCGGAUAUAGUGAAUGCAGGGUCCGGGGAGACCGGAUAUAGUGAAUGCAGGGUCCGGGGAGACCGGAUAUAGUGAAUGCAGGGUCCGGGGAGACCGGAUAUAGUGAAUGCAGGGUCCGGGGAGACCAGAUAUAGUGAAUGCAGGGUCCGGGGGAGAGCGGAUAUAGUGAAUGCAGGGUCCGGGGAACCGGAUAUAGUGAAUGCAGGGUCCGGGGAGACCGGAUAUAGUGAAUGCAGGAUAUAGUGAAUGCAGGGUCCGGGGAGAGCAGAUAUAGUGA